UAGCGCGCCAAGCAGACAAGGUUUUCGUUUGCCUAGACUUGCCCGGCAAAUUUGUUUGACGCGGCAUCAUUUGCGUUAGAGCAAUAUCUUCAAUUAUAGCCUAUUAGAAUGUCCAAGAGAAAAGGCGUAAGCGCUGAAGAAAAGCGACAGCGGAUGCUACAAGUUUUCUAUGAAAAAAAAGAUGUGUUUCAACUGAAAGAUCUCGAGAAAAUCGGUCCCAAGGAAAAAGGUGUCAUAGCGCAGGCGGUUAAAGACGUUGUCCAGUCCUUAGUCGACGACGGUCUCGUGGACUCUGAGAAGAUAGGCACGUCGGUCUACUUCUGGUCUUUCCCAAGCAAAGCUGUCAGCACGAGAAAGCGUAAAAUAGACGAGCUGAAGACAAAAGUGGAGGAUGCGCAGAAGAAGCUCAAGUUUGUCGAGAGUCAGCUGGCAAAGGCUCAAGUGGGAAGGGAGGACUCGUCUGAGCGAGAGGAACUGAUGUCCAAGCUGAGCGAGUUGGAGCGAGACCGUGACGAGGUUUCGGCCGAGCUGGACAAGCACAGGGACUGCGACCCGAGGUUCUGGAAGAGGUCAAGAAGCAGACACUCGUGGCCAAGGAGGCCACCAACAGUAUGGACAGAUAACAUCUUUUCCAUCAAGUCCUGGGUAAAGAACAAGUUCUUCAUCGAGGAGUCUGUGCUCAACAAGCAGUUCGGCAUCCCGGAAGAACUGGAUUACGUGUAA
Molecule: messenger RNA, 723 nt
Organism: Rhipicephalus sanguineus (brown dog tick)
Lineage: Eukaryota; Metazoa; Arthropoda; Arachnida; Ixodida; Ixodidae
Product: meiotic nuclear division protein 1 homolog
Exons: 6
Coding region: 109-723 (204 amino acids)
Biological process (GO): reciprocal meiotic recombination
Cellular component (GO): nucleus
Molecular function (GO): double-stranded DNA binding
Source: RefSeq, a predicted model, not a curated record